Messenger RNA from Aspergillus niger, 2496 nucleotides. RefSeq lists its product as uncharacterized. The record is from RefSeq and is a predicted model, not a curated record. The transcript is spliced from 2 exons. Lineage: Eukaryota; Fungi; Ascomycota; Eurotiomycetes; Eurotiales; Aspergillaceae. The coding region runs from base 1 to 2496 and encodes 831 amino acids.
AUGGGUUCGGAUACUGGUACUGCUACAGUGCUACUAAGUAUUAAAUCUCCUUCUUAUCUCUCCACCGUCCCACCUCCCCCCGAUUCCCAUUUUAGUCAACCCAAUACCGUCUCUCUUGCCAUCAUGGACGAGGAACCUCCUUCUCCCAUCAGCACGGAUGACAAGUCCAUCCACGAGCCCCCCAUAAUCUCCUUCGAUAACAGCGGUGACGGCCCGCUUCGAGUGCCCGGGUUUGGUGACGUCCCUCUGGACUAUGAGCUCCCAUGCGACGCGCGCUUUGCCCAUGGAAUCAAAGAGUGGCGCCAGGCACCAGCCGUCACGGCACGUGAGCUGGCCAUGACAGCUGUAAUGAAUCGCCUGACCGACCGCCCAAACUGGCAUGUCGAUGUCUUCGAUGAUGAGGUCGUGGCGCGCUGGCGGCAAGACAGUAGCGCCUCCAUCGCGAUGAAUCCUCUCCUGAGUAACCGGGCCUGGGACUGGUGCGUGCAGGAACUACGCGACAAGGCCACCGAGUUUCGGCAACAGGGACACAUCCGGGUGCUGGACACUGGGUCUUGUGUCUGCAAAUCUGAUCAUGUUCCUGCGCUUCGAACAGGGGAGCUGGCCAGCGAGUUCCGACGCGCAGUAAGACCGGUGCUUCGGUCCCUAAUGCACUCCGGAUUGUUGGAUUGGCGGUCAAGGCGUAGAUUAAGUAUCGUCGACGCAGCCUUGUUUCCACUGGUCUAUGGGCGGAGCUUGGUCUUGACUGACGGGGGUCGGGUGGACAUAGAGGAUGUGCUGGGCGCGUAUGAAGGUGCGACAACCCUUGCGCCUACUCAUGUCGACAAGAGAACAGAUUCGGCGGAUGUUCAGAGACAAAUUGAGAAGGCGCAAUGGCUGUCUGUGGGCGUGAAUGCCAACUAUAAAACAGCACCUCACUAUCGAUGGAGCGCAAAUUACCAGGCCUUGCCAUCUGAAGUGGAGUUUGUAGGGCAUACAGGGUCGACGCAGGUGCGCCUUACCUCGUACAUCAAUAAUCUUCACCCGGUUCACCAGAACCUCUACCGUGCUAUCGAAAAGUUGAUAGGCCGGGCGAUCCCGUUAUGGAACGACUGUCUGGUGCUGGGACAGCGCGGCUGGAGGGAUAUUAUGAAUCAAGGCCAGCUGGGACCGGUGCCACUACGUAUUAUCACGUAUGGGGUAGAGUGGGAAAAUGAGCUUCCCGAAUGCCUGCUCGCCUUCCGGAUUCCAAGUGAGACGAGGAAGUGGAUGUACCGCAGAGCCCAAGAAGCGCUCUUAAACAGUGCGGGAGAUAACACAGACGAGGGUCGCAAAAGGUACCAACGUGCACAAGAACGGUUGAAAGAUUUUCCAGACGUUGUAGGGAGUGAAGAAAAGGAGUUACCGCCCCCAGAGUCAAACCUCUGGCAACGCGCAAAGGAGUAUCUCGAACUUCCUGAGGAUGGAUCAGCUUCCCCCGUUCCUGCCCCGGAUGAUUGGCAGCAGAACACCUGGCGUGCGAUCGAAGGCAAAGCCAAGCGAGUGGUGCGAUACCGUCACCCGGAGCCAGGGACGGCUUUCUCUUACGAAGAGUGGAAGACGGGGCGUCACCACGAGAGAGCCGUGGUUGAUCUAGUGCGCGAGCGGAUGGAAUGGCGCCGGAUUCCCUACACUCCAAUCACCCCUCCCCACAAACCAUAUACCAUUCGGCUCCAGGACAUGUUCCGCUCGCAAGGUCUGCAAGUAAUUGUAAACAUGGAGAACAUUGAGCUUACCCCUGAAAGUCCGGACUACAAAGGGACGGACUGGCACAUGGAAGGCCAACUCAACGAACAUAUUGUAGGUAUCGCCGUCUUCGCAUAUGAUAUCGACAAUAUAACCAAGCCCCAAAUUGCUUUCCGACAGAAUACUAAGAUGGAUGAAACAUUCUACCGAUAUAGGAUGCGUGAUGAGCGAGGACAAAGGUGGCAUCCACGAGCAAAACCGGCCCACAGCUAUGGGAAACCUGGCAUCUACGGUGUGGAAGAAAUCGCGAGAAUACUGGGAUAUUGCAGUUGGGACCUUGAUACUGAAAACUUUAUGAUGAGAACAUGGCAGGACAAAGGUGUAAUAUCGAUCGCGCAAGGGCGUUUGGUCACAUUUCCCAACGUCCUAGAGCACCGUGCCCAGCCCUUCUCCCUAGCUGAUCGGAGUCGCUCGGGGCAUUAUCGAUACAUCAAAUUGUAUCUGGUUGACCCUCACUAUCGCAUCUGCUCCACCCGCAAUGUGCCACCCCAGCAGCAUCACUGGUGGGCAGACGCGGUCGGUGAGGAUCUAAGUGCUGCCGGACUACCCCAAGAGAUGAUUGAUCAGAUCAUGACAGAGACUGGCUGCUGGCCUAUGGGGUUGCCGGAAGCUCGCCGGCACCGCCACGCGUUUCUGAAAGAGCAUCGCUGGAAUAACCUGGUACGGAUCUACACAAUGGAUCGUCCAUACUUCAAUUGUUGGCCAUACGUAGUAACGGAGAGACAUGUUUGA